CCUAAAACGCAACCUUGAAUCUGUCAAAGCAGUCAAAGUGACCGUUCGUAACCUCCUACCGGAACUGUUCCCGCAAAACAAAUCCUCGUGUUUCAUAUACCGCAAACCAAGAAUGUCCUCUCUCGGCACUUGCGAAACCCCUGGUUGUGAAAACGGCGCCAAAUUACAGUGCCCCACUUGCCUCAAACUCGGCAUCCAGGGCUCGUUCUUCUGCUCGCAAGAGUGUUUCAAAUCCAACUGGAAGAACCACAAAAUCAUCCACACUCUAGCCAAGGGCGAACAGCCGGAUGGCAGCAAAGAGACGUCUUACAACCCUUGGCCGUAUUAUACCUUCACAGGGCGGCUGCGCCCCUUCCCCCAGACCUCCAAGCGCACUGUCCCCGGCCACAUCGGCCGGCCGGACUACGCCGACCACCCCCAGGGCUUCCCGUUGAGCGAGCAAGCUGUCAAAGGUUCGGGGCAGAUCAAGGUCCUCGACGACGAGGAGAAAGAAGGGAUGGUGGUGGCGUGCAAGCUGGGGCGGGAGGUGCUGGAUGAGGCCGCCCGGGUUUGCGACGUGGGGGUGACGACGGACGAGAUCGACCGGGUGGUGCACGAAGCCUGCAUCGAGAGGGAGUGCUAUCCUUCGCCCCUAAAUUAUUACGAGUUCCCGGCGUCGUGCUGCACGAGCGUCAACGAGGUGAUCUGCCACGGGAUCCCCGACACCAGGCCCUUGAAGGACGGGGAUUUGUGCAACGUGGACAUCACGGUCUACCACAGAGGGUUUCAUGGAGAUCUGAACGAGACGUUCUUCGUGGGGAACGUGGGGGAGAAGCACAAGGAUCUGGUAAAAGUGACGCACGAGUGCCUUAUGAAAGCCAUAGCGAUUGUGAAGCCGGGGGAGAAAUACAGGGAGAUCGGGAACGUGAUCCAGAAGCACGCUCAGGCGCAUGGGUACUCGGUGGUGAGGAGUUACUGUGGGCACGGGAUUCACAGGUUGUUCCACACUGCACCCAAUGUCCCCCACUAUGCAAAAAACAAAGCGGUCGGGGUGAUGAAAGCUGGACACUGCUUUACCAUAGAGCCCAUGAUUUCCAUGGGGACUUGGCGCGACGAAAUGUGGCCCGAUAAAUGGACCGCCGUGACGGCGGACGGGCAAUGGUCGGCCCAGUUCGAACACACGCUUCUGGUCAAUGAAACAGGCUGUGAAAUCCUCACGAGACGUCGGAACGCUGAUGGGAGCCCCCAUUUCAUGGACAAAAUAUAAAAGCCGCGGUUCUUUCAGGUUUAAAUCUACGGAAUUGUAAUGUUGAAUAAAUUAGUUUGCACCA
This is a messenger RNA of Zophobas morio, 1310 nucleotides long. RefSeq names its product methionine aminopeptidase 1. The record is from RefSeq and is a predicted model, not a curated record. The transcript has 3 exons. Gene Ontology annotation, biological process: proteolysis. Lineage: Eukaryota; Metazoa; Arthropoda; Insecta; Coleoptera; Tenebrionidae. Gene Ontology annotation, molecular function: metalloaminopeptidase activity. Gene Ontology annotation, cellular component: cytosol. Bases 113 to 1246 code for a protein of 377 amino acids.